AUGGAGCUGGCCAACGCAGCGGUGGACAGGAUUUUCAUGCCGGGCGAUCUGGUGGUCAACGAAGGUGAUGUCAGCAACUCAAUGUUCAUCUUGCUCAACGGUUCUGCAGACGUUUAUGUCAGCGACAAGAGCAAGGACAAGCAGGACAAAGAAGGCAGCAAGAAACAUGGCUCCAAGAAGAUCAAAGAGAUGAUCCGCGUUGGCCACCUGAACUCGGGGGCGAUCGCAGGCGAAUUGGCCAUGUUGGGCAUCUCACAGACCCGGUCAGCCAGCAUCCAAGCUUCAACGCUUUGCGUAUUCUGGGAGGUGACCCAGGAAAGGGCCAUGACAAUCUUGGAUCACUUCCCGGAAGAGCGACAGCUCUUCAGCAACGUCAUCGUGCAGAACUUGGAUCUGACUGUCAACGGCCGACUGAUGAACCUCAACCUUUUCAAAAGCUUCGACCGCAAGUUUCGCAAUCUCCUUGCGUUGUACUGCGAGCGUAACGCCUUCUUCCCGGACCAUGCUGCGACGCGUGAGGGGGAGACAGGGGACAA
This is a messenger RNA of Symbiodinium pilosum, 536 nucleotides long. The record is from the annotation of a GenBank genome assembly. NCBI's taxonomy places the organism in Eukaryota, Dinophyceae, Suessiales, Symbiodiniaceae.